Messenger RNA from Histoplasma capsulatum G186AR, 501 nucleotides. RefSeq lists its product as uncharacterized. Lineage: Eukaryota; Fungi; Ascomycota; Eurotiomycetes; Onygenales; Ajellomycetaceae. The coding region runs from base 1 to 501 and encodes 166 amino acids. The transcript is spliced from 2 exons. The record is from RefSeq and is a predicted model, not a curated record.
AUGAUGUAUAAUACAGCAGCCCGACGUCGCACGGCGCACAGCCAUCGCUAUCUAUAUACAACGCAGCCCAAAAAAGUGUAUACGUCACAGCACGUCGUCAUCCCCGGGCCUGAUUCCCGGAAAGGCAGGAAAGGCAGGAAAGGGGAUCUCCGAUCGCCUACUAGAAACAGACAGUGGGCCACGCAUCUGAACUGGAACCGCGGAUCCCAAAUGCGCCUUGGAUCUAUUAUCAGCAUCUCUAUCUCCGUGGAGUCUGCAGGCGGGGGUUGGCUUUCCCAACCACAGGGCUGUUCCGAUUGGGGGGAUCUGCAGCCGAGCCCGGGAAUUGGGGAAUCCUGGGUCUCGGCAACUGCUGAAAGUCUUCUCCUGCCAACCCCCAAAAGGGGCAAGUGUGGGACGCGGCACCAUUCCCAAGAAGGCAAGGCGCCAGGCCCCGCCCCCACCCGCACCCUGAGUCAGCGCCGUUUUCGGGCAGACAGGACCACUGGCGGCGACGGGUGA